Messenger RNA from Fusarium musae, 1353 nucleotides. RefSeq lists its product as uncharacterized. The record is from RefSeq and is a predicted model, not a curated record. Bases 1 to 1353 code for a protein of 450 amino acids. NCBI's taxonomy places the organism in Eukaryota, Fungi, Ascomycota, Sordariomycetes, Hypocreales, Nectriaceae. The transcript has 2 exons.
AUGGCUGUGGCUACUGCGGGUCCAGCAUACAAGCUGUGGUUUCUGUCGACAGGCAUUGUCUUUCUGUUCUUCCUUCUCUUUGCAUUUUACACAGACACGAUCAAGUCACCUUUGGACUAUGCCCAUGCAAAGGCAGCAGAGUUUUGCAGCGAUUCUGCUCCACGAACUACAGCCGAAGCUGACCCUAAAGACGGAAAAUUCGGGAACUGCAAAGACCCCUAUCGCAGCCCUGGCUAUCUCUACGUCCCCGCAGAAACAGAGCGAUACCGAGAGACACGAUGGCUGCCGUUUACAGACAAGUUUCUCGACUCUGAGGAUCCCGAAACUGCAGAGUAUCCCCACGAGGGAGGAGACCUUAUCUUCAACGAUACAGACGUCCCGCGAACAUUCUUUAAAGGAUCAGAUAUACCUAUAGAAUGGAUGAAGCUAGCGGUGAAAGAGAACAAGCGUCGAAAGGAAGCGAUGGCGCAUAUCACGAACGCAACUUCGGAGGACUAUCACAGGAUGAAAGACGAUGCUGAGUUUGGAUGGCUCUGGGGCCGUCGAGUCGUAUCAUUCGGUGACUCUAUCGACAGGCGAGCAGCCAGGUAUGUCUGCCAUGAGUUUGGCCACGACAUGGACUUCCCCAAGCUUCAUCCGAUAGAGAAGUGGCCCAUGGGUGUCUGCCAUAUACCAGCAUUCAACCUUACUUUCACCGCCUUCCAUUCUGCAGGUGGUUUUACCUACAGGCCCGAUUGGUUCUGGUACAAGGAGAUGCGAAUCAUCCCCUUUGAGCGACGCUGGGAAGAGCUCUGGCAGCCACAUGAGCGAGAUAUUCAGGGUCCCAACGGAAGACCCGAUCUGAUCCUGUGGCAGAAUGGGCUCUGGGAUCAACGAGGAUUCCAAGUCGGCGGACAGAAGCUUCACGAAGGACAAAACGUCACCCUCAACGGAAGACACCGGAAAAUGGUCUGGGAUGAGCUGCACUUCUUCUUAGCACGCACGAAGAAGUAUGCCGAGAUGCUCAUCAAAGAAUUCCCAGACACGCCUAUGAUGUGGCGAAGUUUGACAUAUCACCAAAAGACUGGAUCAGGAGAUAUCAUGGUCGUUGAGAUGGACCGUGUUGGACGCGCUUUGGCACAGCAGUAUGGACAUGAGGUGUUUGAAUGGGGUCGUAUCAUUAGUCUCAUGGGGAGUUGGUAUGAAGACGGUACACACCCGGGCGAGGGGGCAUUGACCUGGUUGUGGGGAAACAUGAUUCUCGAGUAUCUCGCCCGAUCAGCAAAGUCGAAACUUGGAGGGGAUUACAGGUUUCCGUAUUUUGACGGAUGGGAGAGGUGCCAUGAGGAGCUUGUGGCGUGGGGAGGGCGAUAG